AUGGGAAACAUACUCUUUCUGAUCGGUCUCACACUCAUCAUCGGAACAACGAAAACCGUCGCCUUCUUCGCGCGCAAGCAGAAAUGGAAAGGCACAGUGGCAUUUGUCGCUGGUAUAUCGCUUAUCCUGAUGCGCUGGGCUUUCAUCGGUUUUAUAAUCGAACUGUACGGCAUACUUGUGCUGUUUGGGGACUUUCUCAUGACCAUUGCGGGCUUCGUCAGCAAUGUACCGGUGAUUGGGCCAUAUAUUGCCAAGGCACUGGAAGCGAUAAGCGGUGCGAGGCGAAAUGCUGAUCUGCCUGUAUGA
This is a messenger RNA of Alternaria ethzedia, 306 nucleotides long. RefSeq lists its product as uncharacterized. Gene Ontology annotation, cellular component: Golgi membrane; COPII-coated ER to Golgi transport vesicle; Golgi cis cisterna. The transcript is spliced from 2 exons. The record is from RefSeq and is a predicted model, not a curated record. Lineage: Eukaryota; Fungi; Ascomycota; Dothideomycetes; Pleosporales; Pleosporaceae. The coding region runs from base 1 to 306 and encodes 101 amino acids. Gene Ontology annotation, biological process: retrograde transport, endosome to Golgi; endoplasmic reticulum to Golgi vesicle-mediated transport.